CGAUGUCUAUUUCGCACUCGGCUUCGAUUCCUGCUCCGUGACAUUCAUGGCGGCGAUCGCCGACUCCAGCAAUGGCUCCCACGACGGGUCGGCCGCGCGCGUGGAGAACAAGGGCGCGGAUGGUUCCAGCCCCGCUGCACCUUGGAUCGAGCACACCCUCCGCGGAGCGGAGGAUCUCAAGCAAGCAGUCACCGCCGCCGCCGAGACCGCCUUCCAGGUCGCCGGAUCCUCCGCCGAUGAGAUCACCAAAACCGUCACCUCGUCCGCGGUCUCCGCCAUGCAGUCGGCCGGCUCGUCCCUGUCAUGGGCUUUCUUGGCCUACUCGGAAACCCUCGACGUAGCCAAAGACAAGAUUCAAGUGGCGAGAGAUCAUUAUGCUGCUACCGAAGAAAUGGCAGUGGCGAAGAUCAAAGAGGGUAUCAUUGAGGCUGCAACUCAUCCGGCCAUGUCUUGCGGAAUUGCUGCAGGCUUGGGGCUUGUCCUACUCAAAAGACCUAGACGAUAUCUGAUCCGCAACACUAGGCGUAUCUUCGUGAGUGAAGAGUCUUUGCUAUCUAGUGCUGAGGCGAAAGUUAAGGAGUUGCAACAAUCCGUGAACAUGGUUACAAAUGAAAGCAAGAAGUUGGAGGAUAGAGCUACACGAGCGCUAGACGAAAUCAAAAGAGGGCAGAGAACGCUUAUGGAAGAAGGACGACAAAUCCAGAUGCAAUUAAAUGCUACAAAUCCUGUUGAAAAAGAACUUAUGUCCCUGAAAGACAGCCUAAUUGAACUUCCAAAGGCAGAUGCUUCUCGAUACCGUUCCGAGGUUUCUGCCAUUGCUUCUCAAAUCAAGCAAGAACGGAAAUCUCUGCAUGGUGCCCUCUCAAGGAUCAUCGAUCAUGGAAUUCCUUUGUGAUCAUCCUCUCUCUCAUUUCCAACUUUAUUGGAUUGGUAGUGAUUUCCUGCUCAAGUUUCCAAGCAAAGGUUGAGAUUUAUGCUUUAAGACCCCUAGCAAGAAAUAAUGGCAAUAUUUUUCUCAUACAUCUUUUUUAUAAUCUUAAACUCGAUUUCUCUUUUGAAUCUCUCUUUUCCAUGUGUGUUUAUCAUGGAAUAAUCAUCACUCAGGCCUUGUUUAUUUGAGCGAACGGAAAUAAAAAUUAUGAAAAAAAAAUCAUGGUGAAAAAUUUUCCUUUUUUUUUCAUAUAAAGGAUGAUUUUUUUCUUCCAUUUAUCUAA
This is a messenger RNA of Zingiber officinale, 1214 nucleotides long. Its product is annotated as RGS1-HXK1-interacting protein 1-like. The transcript has 9 exons. NCBI's taxonomy places the organism in Eukaryota, Viridiplantae, Streptophyta, Magnoliopsida, Zingiberales, Zingiberaceae. Bases 47 to 895 code for a protein of 282 amino acids. The record is from RefSeq and is a predicted model, not a curated record.